AUGGCGUUCCUCUGGUUUCUCUCCUGCUUCACUUUCAUCGGAGUCACUUACGGUUGUGGGUCUCCAGCAAUCACCCCUGUUGUCACAGGCUAUACUCGCAUUGUCGACGGUGAAGAGGCUAUUCCAGGAUCCUGGCCCUGGCAGGUUUCCUUGCAGAGUGGCACUGGUUGGCAUUUCUGCGGAGGUUCUUUGAUCAAUGAAAACUGGGUUGUCACUGCUGCACAUUGUGGUGUGAGUACUGAAGACUUUGUUAUUGUUGGUGCCCAUAACAAAAGCAUAAAAACAGAAGUGGGCCAGAUAUCCAUGUCCAUUGCCAAGGUCAUUACGCAUCCCAAGUGGGACAGAUUCACCGUUAAUUAUGAUGUUUCUGUGGUCAAGCUUGCAUCCCCUGCUCAUUUCAACAGUAAAGUGUCCCCUGUCUGUCUGGCUGCUGCAUCCGAUUACUACCCAGCUGGGAUGAUGUGUGUCACAACAGGAUGGGGAAGGACUCGUGCUCACCGUACGUCACGACCUGACAAACUGCAGCAAGCAGCACUUCCUCUGCUUUCCAAAGCAAGUUGCAUGGAGUUCUGGGGUAACAAGAUCACUGACAUCAUGAUCUGUGCUGGUGCAGAUGGUGCCUCUUCUUGCAUGGGUGACUCUGGUGGCCCUCUUGUCUGUCAGAAGAACAAUGUCUGGAACCUGGUUGGUAUCGUUUCCUGGGGCAGUGGCACUUGCUCCAUCAAUAGACCUGGUGUCUAUGCCCGUGUGACUGAACUCAGAAGCUGGAUUGAUGAGACCAUUGCUGCCAACUAAAUGCAAA
This is a messenger RNA of Pristis pectinata (smalltooth sawfish), 802 nucleotides long. Its product is annotated as chymotrypsinogen B-like. The record is from RefSeq and is a predicted model, not a curated record. Gene Ontology annotation, biological process: proteolysis. The coding region runs from base 1 to 795 and encodes 264 amino acids. Gene Ontology annotation, molecular function: serine-type endopeptidase activity. Lineage: Eukaryota; Metazoa; Chordata; Chondrichthyes; Rhinopristiformes; Pristidae. The transcript has 7 exons.